UUCCACGCCGAUCUCUAACGCGGAUUUUGAUCGCCAUGAAAUUCGUGUUCUCAAAAUCAUCGAGCGACGUCUCUCACGCCUUUCUUUUUACACUUGUCACUUUCACCCAGUGAACUUUAUAAUUUCACCAGUACUUUUAAGCCCCAAUUUUCAUGUUUUAUCGUAACAAACUCAUCGAAUAGUGUGCUAUUUUAAUUUUUAUUGAAUCUAUUUAUGUGUUUUAACAUUUAUGUUUAUUUAGAACACUCACAUAGACAUUACCACCCUUUAGUGACACAGCUCAGCGAUGACUUAAAAAUCAUAUGAAUUAUUUGUACGUCCGUCCGCAAUUCUUCAUUAUUGAAUUUUGUAUUAUUUUCUCGUGACUGCGUUGUUUUCUGAAUCGAAUGACUUUCAAAAAAUCAUAUUUUACUACCACUUUUCACUAUAUAAAAAUUACUUAAAGAAGUAUUGAUUGUCUUCGUCUACAAAAUUUUGAUUUUCAUCAACUACAGUGUUGCAUUGAGCAGUGCGACACUCAAAAUCAGGUGUAGUGGUGAAAUUUUUAGGGAGAAGCUCUAAAAGCAACGCCAAACAAUGAGUGGGGUGAAAUAUUUGGAUUGGUUUGACUGGUGCGUGUUCGGAGGGAUGCUGCUCCUGUCCUCGGCGAUCGGGGUCUAUUUCGCCUUUUUCAGCAAGAAGAAACAAGACACAACCUCAGAAUAUUUGAUGGGUGGGAGAACGAUGCCAAUUUUCCCAAUCUCAAUGUCUCUCAUUGCCAGUUAUAUUUCGGGAAUCACGCUACUUGGCACACCGGCUGAGAUCUACGUCUACGGGUCUCAAGCGUACAUGGGCGUCAUUUCUGACAUCCUCACAAACAUCACAAUCGUUAUAGUUUACCUUCCAGUGUUCUUCAAGCUUCAAGUCACCUCCUCGUAUGAGUAUUUGAAUAGAAGAUUCGGGCCGGCUGUUCGACUUUUUGGAACCUGCCUCUUCUUGAUAAAAAUGAUGCUGUACAUUCCGAUUGUGGUGUAUGUUCCCGCGUUGGCGUUCAGUCAAGUAACUGGCAUUAAUCUCCAUCUAAUUUCACCGAUCGUUUGCUCCGUCUGCAUUUUCUACACAAGUUUGGGUGGAUUGAAGGCGGUGGUUUGGGCAGAUACUUUGCAAAUGUUCCUCAUGAUGGGAGGGAUCGUCGUAGUCUUGAUCAUUGGUAUCGUCAAAGUGGGUGGAUUAGGAAUAGUUUACGACAGAGCAGUCGAAACUUCACGCGCUGAAUUUUUCAACACAGAUUUAGACCCAACAGUUCGACACACAUUGUGGAACAUGUUACUCGGGAACUAUGUUUAUCACGUGGCCACAAUGGCUGUCAAUCAAUGUAUGGUUCAACGCUGUCUCUCUGUCUCCUCAAUUCGCCACGCUAAAUGGGCAAUGUUCAUCCUGACAGCUGGCAUUUUUUGUAUCGUGACACUCUGCACUCUCACUGGCUUCGUCAUGCACGCCUAUUUCUUUGAUUGUGAUCCCAUUAAGUCUAAGAAAAUCAGUAAAGCUGACCAGCUGUUGCCGUAUUUUGUCAUGGAGACCUCAACAAUAAUGCCAGGACUGCCGGGAAUAUUCUUAUCUGGAGUUUUUAGUGCAGCUUUAAGCACAAUGUCUACAGGAUUGAACAGUAUGACAGGAGUAAUAUUCGAGGACAUGAUUGAACCGUGGACGGGGGGCCUAUCUGAGCGAGCCACGGGUCGCGUCCUCAAAUUAGUCGUUGUCCUCAUCGGAAUCCUGUGCGUCUCUAUGGUCUUCGUCGUUGAGCAACUGGGAACUCUUUUCCAAAUGACCAAAAGUCUCCUCGGAAUCACGAAUGGACCCCUUCUGGGUCUCUUCACUCUCGGAAUGUUCUUCCCAUCCGCAAACGCUUUUGGUGCUCUGGUAGGUGGAAUUACGGCGCUAUGUACCAUGGGUUGGAUCUCACUUGGCGCUCAGUCGGUCAUUUCCAAAGGUCUCAUCAAGUUUCCAACAAAAUCUGUGAACGUGUCAGGUUGCAAGGAGCCUCUCGAUCAUCUGUUUACGCCCACAGCUCCUUCGAUUUUGACGCUUGAAAGCAACCUUGAGGUGGCAAUGGAGCCAUUGUACAUGUUUAGGAUUUCUUACAUGUGGUACGGUUUGAUAGGACUAUUCAUAACUAUCAGCGUGGGUCUACUCGUCAGUAACUUGAGACCUGAUUCGAAGAAAGUUGACAGGGAUCUACUGUCACCUGUUAUCUACAGGUUCCUCGCUGAAGACAAGUCUAGCUCUGGGAUACAGAGCGCCAUUAGUCCGGAGGGCGUAGAACUGAUAGCCGUCGAUUCAAAAUUGAAAAAAGGUGGCGAAAAAUGCAGUUGAUGGAGCAUGUAUGUAAUCAUUUCUCGACGAUCUCACACAACUUAAUGAAACGCAGUCAGAAUAGUGUAAAAUAAAAAUGAACAAUAAACUGAAAUAACGAAUA
Bemisia tabaci is the source of this 2455-nucleotide messenger RNA. Its product is annotated as solute carrier family 5 member brother of rumpel. Gene Ontology annotation, biological process: sodium ion transport; transmembrane transport. Gene Ontology annotation, cellular component: membrane. The record is from RefSeq and is a predicted model, not a curated record. NCBI's taxonomy places the organism in Eukaryota, Metazoa, Arthropoda, Insecta, Hemiptera, Aleyrodidae. Gene Ontology annotation, molecular function: symporter activity.